AAAAUGAGUACUAAGAGGUCCCCUGAAGAACUAAGGAAAAUUUUUGAAAAAUAUGCAGCCAAAGAAGGUGAUCCAGACCAGCUGUCCAAGGAAGAGCUGAAGCUAUUGAUUCAGGCUGAAUUCCCCAAUUUACUCAAAGGUCCAAACACCCUAGAUGACCUGUUUCAAGAACUGGACAAGAAUGGAGAUGGGGAAGUUAGUUUUGAAGAAUUCCAACUGUUGGUAAAGAAGAUAUCCCAGUGAAGGAAAAAAUGAAAAAGCAUUCCUGACCCCAAAGAAAGAGCACCUGGGC
Otolemur garnettii (small-eared galago) is the source of this 292-nucleotide messenger RNA. RefSeq names its product S100 calcium binding protein G (gene S100G). Gene Ontology annotation, molecular function: transition metal ion binding; calcium ion binding. The record is from RefSeq and is a predicted model, not a curated record. Gene Ontology annotation, cellular component: cytoplasm. Lineage: Eukaryota; Metazoa; Chordata; Mammalia; Primates; Galagidae. The transcript has 2 exons. Bases 4 to 243 code for a protein of 79 amino acids.